Messenger RNA from Gavialis gangeticus (Gharial), 2824 nucleotides. It is a transcript of the gene TMOD1, whose product is annotated as tropomodulin 1. The record is from RefSeq and is a predicted model, not a curated record. NCBI's taxonomy places the organism in Eukaryota, Metazoa, Chordata, Crocodylia, Gavialidae. Gene Ontology annotation, biological process: muscle contraction; myofibril assembly; pointed-end actin filament capping. Bases 164 to 1297 code for a protein of 377 amino acids. Gene Ontology annotation, cellular component: striated muscle thin filament; myofibril. Gene Ontology annotation, molecular function: tropomyosin binding. The transcript is spliced from 11 exons.
GAGGUGCAGCUGCCGGGCCCCUUCUCCCGCCGGGCACGCAGAGCAGGGCGCGCGUCUCAGCCCCCGGCGCGGGCAGAGCUGGCGAGGCGAGGCGAGGGCGAGGAGCCGGAGCCGUGUGGUCACCUUUCAUUGUGGAAAGUGAUAUUUCAAGGACUUCUCUACAAUGUCAUACAGAAAGGAAUUAGAAAAGUACCGAGAUCUGGAUGAGGACAAGAUUCUUGGUGCCUUGACAGAAGAAGAACUCAGGGCUCUAGAGGAUGAGUUGGAGGAGCUAGAUCCCGAUAAUGAAUUGCUGCCUGCAGGCCUCAGACAGAGGGAUCAGACAAAAAAGACACCAACUGGUCCCUUCAGAAGGGAGGAGCUCAUGGCUCACUUAGAAAAGCAGGCAAAAGAUGUGAAAGACCGAGAAGACCUGGUCCCUUUCACAGGAGAAAAAAGAGGGAAGGCAUGGGUCCCCAAGCAGAAGCCAAUUGAUCCUGUUUUGGAAAGCGUCACUCUGGAGCCAGAGCUGGAGGAAGCCCUCGCUAAUGCAUCUGAUGCAGAACUCUGUGAUAUCGCUGCUAUUCUUGGCAUGCAUACACUGAUGAGUAACCAGCAGUAUUAUGAGGCACUUGGAAGCAGCACUAUAGUUAACAAAGAAGGUCUGAAUAGUGUGAUUAAGCCCACUCAAUACAAACCAGUUCCUGAUGAAGAACCAAAUUCAACAGAUGUUGAAGAAACUUUGGAACGAAUAAAGAACAAUGAUCCUGAACUCGAGGAAGUCAACCUUAAUAAUAUUAAGGAAUCUGAAUGGUCAUGGUGGCACAACAUCAUUUUUCUGGAUUUAUUUCCACAGAAUAUUCCUAUACCCACUUUAAAAGCCUAUGCAAAAGCACUCAAGACUAACACCUAUGUACACAAGUUUAGCAUAGUAGGAACAAGGAGCAAUGAUCCUGUUGCUUUGGCUCUGGCAGACAUGCUAAAAGCCAACAGCGUAUUAAAGAGCUUGAAUGUGGAAUCCAACUUCAUUUCUGGCUCAGGCAUCCUUGCCCUUGUUGAAGCACUUCAGCACAAUACUUCACUGAUAGAGCUCAGAAUUGACAACCAGAGCCAGCCACUGGGUAACAAGGUGGAAAUGGAAAUUGCAAACAUGCUUGAAAAAAACACUUCCCUUUUGAAGUUUGGGUAUCAUUUUACACAGCAAGGACCCCGGCUUCGUGCCGCCAAUGCCAUGAUGAACAAUAAUGACCUUGCUCGUUUACAUCGAUCUGAUGGCCUCUGGCAUAACUUCUCAACUCUGCACCUGGAAGAUGUAUAAUGAGGAAGAGGAGACUUGCAGACCUGAAUGGGCCUAUUUUUCCCAAGUGCCGAAGUGGGGUGUAGCUUGUGGCUGUCCAGGCUGUGUAGCAGUUUGUGCUGUAGUGUGGAAAUCAGAAGGCAAAGUGCCUGCACAAACUAUCUGUGGUGCCUCAGUUCUAUUGCAUCAUUAUGCACUAAAGAUUUAAAUUAACUAGUGAUUGUAGUUGAAGAUACUAUCAAAUAUGACUAAUGAUGUUUUCUUUAGAAUCAAAACAGUAUCACUCCAGGCAAGUGGUCAGUUUUAAGCAGCCUCAGUUUAGUGUACGUGGCAGGGCAAAAGUGACUUACUUAACUCAUGACAAUUUCUCAAAGUAUUUCCUGUAUUGUGCUUCAGAGAUAUUUAGGAUGUGCUUGCAUGAGUAGAAAAAAAUUACUACUCCACCCACACAUGUUGUAGAAGUAUUAAAAAAAUACUUUAUUUUUUCAAGUUGAUCUCAAAUUAUAGAGAAACGGACAUUUUUGACAAGCAUUGCUAGUAUCCUAAAAUACCCUUUGAAUUCGUGAACUUGUGCACUGCAAUUAAUUACCAACAUUGGCUGAAUUACUUAUUUCAAACAUGAUUUCAAAAGCAUCUCUUUUUCAUAAAAUAAUCCGUGCCUUUUUACCCUGCUGAAAACAAAAGGAACGUAAGGCCACGAAUGUUUAAACAAGAGAGUCACAAAAACAGAGCAUUAGUAUCUUCCUUUUUUAACUAUGGUUAAGCAAUACUGUUGCUAUAAGAGAUGGGGAAUGAAACCCUGCCUCUGUUGAAGCUGAUGUCAGAAUUUGCCUUGCUCCCUAUGCCCAUUUGCUAACGCUAAAUGUGUGCACCUGGUGCUUCUGCUCUGAACAUAAUGGACUCCUCACUCUCAGUUCUGGUUUUUGGCUGGGCAGCCACUGCCCUGGCAGUUAACCUUAAAGGUGAUGCUUCUGGCUAACAUCCAAACAUCUGAACAGAUGAGACUCUGAACACUAUGCCCUACUAAAGCAGUUACUUGAAAAUAGCGUGCAUGUGAACCUGUAUGGUUCAGGGCACAAUUAGAAAAGGGCUUUUGUAUAGCAAUAAAAUCUACUGUCUGAUCUUUAAGGGAAGAUGUUCCAGUAGAUGUAUAUAGUCUCUGAUCAUGCAUUUGGAUCCAUGCACGUGGACCAUUACAUCCAUGCAGACACCCACAGACUAUGGUAAGUCCUUGUAGAACCAGGAGUGUCUGGUCAUGCAGAACUGUUGCAGGAUUGGGGCCUUAAUCUGUACCAUAAAGAACACAUCCUGGCAGCCUGUUUCACUUGGUAACAAGCCUUCUGUAUGCCUGGGCUAAGAGCAGAGCUCUACAGUCCUUGCACUAUCUAUUCCAGCAAAACUCCCACCCGUUUCAAUGGAAUUUUUGUUGAGUGUGGAGUAUAGGGUUUAGCUCUGGUUCACAAUGUUGCUGAAUAUUUUAUUUUCAAACAAACUAGGAACUAAGAGUAUGGCUGUUGCUCCUCAAAUCAAAAUAAAUGUACUGUCAGU